AUGUCCAAGUUCGUUUACGCGUUCGUUCUGUUAUUCUUGUACCGAUACCUUCGGUUCAUCGUGAACACGAUAUCCUCCUGGUACUUCCGCCGUUUCCAAUCUGUGCCAUUGCCAGGAAAGCCCACGGUUUUGCGGGAUGAUGUUACAGUGAUCAUCCCUACGGUAUGCGGAAAGGAUACCAAAUGUUUGGAGCAUACCCUCCGAAGCUGUCUCGAGAAUCGACCUUACGAGAUCAUCAUCGUAACCAUAGACCGCGUUAGGGAUAUCAUCGCCAAGUUCGCAGGGUCGAUCGAUGCAUCGAUCAAGGUCAUGUCCGUCCCCAUCCGAGGCAAGCGAAUCCAAGUAGCCCAUGCCCUCCACGGAGUCAAGACCAGCAUCACCAUCCUCGCCGAUGACGAUGUGAUAUGGCCGUCGGAGUUCCUUCCACAGAUCCUCGCGCCCUUGGAAUCGUGGGGGGUAGGGGCCGUUGGAACCCUUCAGCAAAUCCGCCGAGACAGGAACCUGGGAAUGUUUGAUAGGAUCUGGGAGUAUCUCGGAGCCUGCUAUAUUGAGCGUCGCAACUUCGAGAUCACAGCAACGUCAAAUAUCGAUGGAGGGAUGUCCUGCCUCUCGGGUCGCACUGCUGCAUUCCGAACCGAGAUUCUUCAGGAUCCCAAGUUCAUCAGCGGCUACCUCAAUGAACGGUGGGCUGGAAACACCUUGAACGCGGAUGACGACAAUUUUGUAUCCCGAUGGCUCGUUUCUCACCAAUGGGCGAUAGUUAUCCAAGCCUCGCAAGAAGCUGUGGUCGAGACAGCUCUGGAGACAAGCUCACAGUUCCUCUCCCAGUGUUUGCGUUGGUCGCGGAGCAACUGGCGCAGCAACUUCACCAGCACAAUCGUUGAGCGGCAUAUCUGGAAGCAGCAACCAUGGAGCACAUACGCGCUUCAUCUAUCGACUCCUACCUGCUCUCUUGUCACCGACCCUCUUCUGGUAUAUCUGCUCCUCCGCUCCACCAUUUCGCUUGAUCCAAGCACGCGUUCCUGGUGUAUGUACGCACUGGCAGCCUGGAUGCUCGUCGCCAAGAUCACAAAGCUGAUCCCACAUUACCAACGCUGCCCCGGGGACAUUCGCUAUUUCCCGGUAACACUGAUCUUCGGCUACCUUCAUGGAUUGCAAAAGUAUUACGCGCUCUUCACACUCCACAGCACUUCAUGA
This is a messenger RNA of Coniosporium apollinis CBS 100218, 1197 nucleotides long. RefSeq lists its product as uncharacterized. The record is from RefSeq and is a predicted model, not a curated record. The coding region runs from base 1 to 1197 and encodes 398 amino acids. The transcript is spliced from 4 exons. NCBI's taxonomy places the organism in Eukaryota, Fungi, Ascomycota, Dothideomycetes.